Tachysurus vachellii is the source of this 1891-nucleotide messenger RNA. It is a transcript of the gene cfap36, whose product is annotated as cilia and flagella associated protein 36. The coding region runs from base 175 to 1350 and encodes 391 amino acids. NCBI's taxonomy places the organism in Eukaryota, Metazoa, Chordata, Actinopteri, Siluriformes, Bagridae. The transcript is spliced from 11 exons. The record is from RefSeq and is a predicted model, not a curated record. Gene Ontology annotation, cellular component: ciliary base; axoneme.
UGUUGUUUUGGCCCGGUCUGAGGAAGACAAAUGUCCGAGCUCUCGGUGGUGAUUGUGUGCAGCAUUAAAUCCGUGCUGAGACGCUGCUGUUAGACAACAAUAACACUGAGACAGAGAGAGAGAGAGAGAAAGAGAGAGAGAGAGAGAGUGCGCGCGAGCGAGCUGCUGCCGGUCAUGGCGGAGGACAGCGAGUGGGUCACCGAGAGCAUCGCCGCUUAUCUGGGCAGCACAGAGUGGCUCAUUCCGCUCACUGAUUUUAUAGAAAACAAAUGUUCAGUGUUUGACGAUGAGGAGGAAAAUAAGUUAUCGUAUACUGAAAUCCAUCAGCAAUACAAACAGAUGGUAGAAAAGCUGUUAGAAAACUACAUGCAGGAAGUCGGCAUUAGCGAGCAGCAGUUUCUGGACGCCUGCUCGUCUCCGUUCGCCAAGUCGAAAACCUUGCAGGCUCUGUUCCAGCCGGUGUUGGCCACAAAUGACUUUCAGAUGUUUCGCUCGCUGAUGGUGCAGAAGAAUGUGGAGCUGCAGCUUCAGGCCCUGCGCGUCAUUAAGGAGAGGAACGGAGCCCUGCCUGAAUGUCUGACCGCUGGUACAGAUGUGAUGAGUGAACUGGAGCAGCAGGAGAUGCAGAUCCUCCAGGAGGUCCUCAAGCGCUCGAAAGAGGAGUACGAGGAGGAGAUCGCUCGCAGACAACACUACUCUCAGGAGGUGGGUUCAACGUCCACCGACCUCCAUGAGGAACCAGUGAGGAACGGCACUGACCCUCAGGCCGCCGCCCACACACCCACUCAGCCAAUCAACAUGCACAGCAAGAAAGAAGACAAGGAGAAAUCUGAGCGGAGUUUAACUACUAGAUCUCCUAAAGCCUCUGAAGAUUGUAGCAGAGAGACAAAAACACUACCAGCAGUCCGGGUACCGGUUAAAGCUCCUGCACCACAGCUCAUGUCCCGGGAGAAAAGUGGCCAGCAGGCAGCAGAGAGCUGGUUAGAGGAGGCGCGGAAGGAAGCAGGAAUCUCCAAACCUUUCCAAGAGCUGACGGUGGCGCAGCAGGAGCAGCUGCAGCAGAGAGCUGAGUAUCUGAGGCAGCAGAGAGACAAACUGCAGGCGCUGAAGAAAGAGCAGAAAGGCAAAUCCAUCAGCGUAGAUGAAACCCCGUCCCCCACGCCCACACCCACUCCUCACACACAGGCGAGCAUCUUGAAAAGGCUCACUGUCUCAGCUAGCGCCAACGGACCUCAGCCUCAGGGCACCGCUGCUGCAGCUCAGAAGGAAAUCUCAGUUGAGGAGAAAAAGAAGCUGCAGAAGAGAAAACAUCUGGCAGAGAAACUGAAAGAAGAAGUCAUCAAAAAAUAACAUGGAUUACAAUUAAUCUCUCUCUCUCUCUCUGUUUCUCUCUCUCUCUCUCUCUCUCUGUCUCUCUCUCUGUCUCUCUCUCUGUCUCUCUCUUUGUCUCUCUGUCUCUCUCUCUCUCUGUCUGUCUCUCUCUCUCUCUCUGUCUCUCUCUCUCUGUUUCUCUCUCUCUGUCCCUCUCUCUGUCCCUCUCUCUGUUGCUCUCUCUCUCCGUCUCUCUCUCUCUCUCUCUCUCACACACACACACUCACUCACUCUCUCACUCUCUCUCUCACACACACAUACACUCACACACACACACACUCUCUCACUCACUCUCUCUCUCUCUCUCUCUCUCUCUCUCUCUCUCUCUCUCUUUCACUCGAUCAUCAUCACGACUGAAACGAUUCCACAGAAUAAAUAGAAAAGUGGGACGUGUUCAGACUCCAGAUUAGUGUUCAGUGAUGUAACAGUAAAGGCAAUACAGUACAAUACGAUGCGAUACGAUGUAAACGAUUAUAUCAAGAUAUAAUUAUGUCUUCUUUAAUAAACACAGUUUUCUACA